This is a messenger RNA of Tripterygium wilfordii, 606 nucleotides long. RefSeq lists its product as uncharacterized. The transcript is spliced from 3 exons. Gene Ontology annotation, biological process: negative regulation of catalytic activity. Gene Ontology annotation, molecular function: enzyme inhibitor activity. The coding region runs from base 1 to 606 and encodes 201 amino acids. NCBI's taxonomy places the organism in Eukaryota, Viridiplantae, Streptophyta, Magnoliopsida, Celastrales, Celastraceae. The record is from RefSeq and is a predicted model, not a curated record.
AUGAGUGUGGAGAAGCAGCGAAACUGCGAAAUAGGGACGCCACCUCUAGUUGAAUAUAACGUUGUUAUGGAAACACAACUGUCGAUGCGUGAACACAGACUCAAGAGGACAAUUGUGCUCUCUGUUAUUGUUCUCAGUGGAACGCUCGUCACAGCAGAUAACGAGUCUUUGAUCGCAAAAACCUGCAAUCAAACCGAUUAUCCUCAAGAUUGUACAUCGAAUUUGGAUUCAGACCCGCGGAGCGCCCACGCAAAAGAUAUCAAAGAGCUCGCGAGGAUUUCGCUUGAAAUUUUGGCGUCGAAAGUCAAUAACACGGCAUCAGCGUUUCAAAAGGCACUCGUCGGUGAACGUGAGUCGUACGAGGAGUGGUCCUAUGUGAUGGUCUGCACGUAUGGAUACAAUAGUAGCAGAGUCAACAUGACAAACAGUGUCAGACUAGUUGAAGGAGACAAGUACCAGGAUGCGUAUAAGGAAGUUGAAGCUGUCAAGAGUGAAACCACUCAUUGCAUGAGCUUUCCAUUAAGCGAACCAAAUCUAGUUGAUAUUAAUACGAAGUUGUUUAGAUUCCUAGUGGAUGCCAUGGCUGUAGUUCGUCUCCUUUUCUAG